GGGGGAGGAAUAAAGUCAAUUCAAUUCAAUUAAUGUUACGGGAUUUUGCUGCCUAACAGACAAAUUGCAGGGAUUAGAAAAACCCAGGCUCGUGUUUGUUUACGCAGUUGACAGGCCUAAUGCUAGCUGAGUUAGCACCACUGACCGAAGGAGGAGACCGUGGGCUAUAAAGGUCAGUAAUGCGUUGAAGCGACGAUGGACACCACGGACCACGUCACCGAGGGCGACCCUCUGAAGACGGGAGAGGAAGGAGCCGAGUCGGGGACAGAGCUGAAGAAGACGAAUUGGAAGGAAAAGUUGGGUGUGACCAAACUGACCCACUGGCGAACCGGGAUCUUCUUCUUCUCCCUGUUCCUCUGCCUCACCAUCGUGUUUGCCUUCUCCUUCGUCCUCCCCUGUCCUGUGCGACCGCAGUAUCUCAUCUCAUGGAACAGGUCUUUCCCUGACGCAGCGACCUACGACUUCUUAGCCAUUGAAGAUACGAGCGCCGACAAGGUCCUGGACGUCGUGUUUGCCCUCAAAACCACGGAAGCAACCGUGAACAACACGUGUGAUAAAGCGGGUCUGCCUUCGCCGUGUGUGUUUGUGAUGGCGGUGGACGGGACGGACGGAAAGACGCUGUGGGAGCGCGGACUGCAUCCCGAGUUCCACUGGGCCCAGUGUGGUCUGCAGGGAGACACGGGCAGAAGCUGGGACUGUCUGCUGUCCCACUCUGACACGAUCACGGCCGUGUUGAAACACAACGGUGACAUUAAGUGGCAGCAGCCUCAGCCUGCUGGUCUGCACACCACCGUGCCCGUGCUCAGUGUCCCAGACCUGGAUGGAGACAAGGUCGGUGAUGUGGCUCUGGUGGCGUCUGAUAAGACACAGACUAAGCUGGCGUUCCUCUCGGGGGAGACGGGAGUCCAGAUCGGCUCCACAGUGACACUGGACUCCACAGAGACGCAGAAACAUCUUCUCCAUCGCACCGCACAGGGUUCAUACUACGUGCUGCUCCAACAAGACUCCGGCUUGUACGGACUGGCUCUGUGGAGGAUCGCCGCCCAGGCUCAAGCAGGGAUGGAGCGCAACCUCAAGACGGACAAAGACUGGGAGAAGAGCGCCAGCGCGGUCUCCGGCCUCGUACCCAUCUACACGUCAGACCCGGUGAGACAAGUGUUGAGGACACAAGAGACAAGCGAUCGGUCCAACCUGCUGCUUGUGACAGCGAACGUGGUGACACUGAUCGACGGGAAAACUCUGCAGCAACUGUGGAGAUUCAAUACCAGCUCAGUCCUCAGUGAGCCUUCCUUUGGUCACUUCAACAAAGACGGUGUACUUGACGUCAUGGUGGAGGAGGAUGUCGGCAACCACACGAAGAAGAUCGUUAUCCUCGAUGGAACGUCUGGUGCCGCGCUGUGGGAACUCCAUCUCCUGGCCGCUCCGAACUCCCCGAGACCCGCCUCCAUCCACACCACCAACUUCGUCUCCAUCUUUGUUUUUUUCGGCGUCGUGCUCUCGGAGACAAACUCCACCGUCCCCCUCAUCGGUGACAGACGCUCUUACAUGCUGCACCCGCUCUACUCCCAAGUGCUUCUGGAGUCCGCCAACGUCGUGGACCACGUCGUGGCAUAUAAAGCGACAUUGUUGGAGCGCGGCCGCCACGCCGCCUACUUCUCACUGACGGGCCCGGCGGCGGAGGGCGACGGCGACACCGUGGUCCUCAGCAAGCGGAAGCUGAAGCAGGACGUCCCCGACAGCAGAGUGGUGCCCGUCGUCAGCGGAGGAAGCUCCGAGGCGGACGACGUCAUCAAAGAGGCCUUUAACCGCCUCCGCUUCAGCGACGAGUGAGAGGGACCAGUGACGCCGCUUCGGCGCUGCUGACCGUUGGGUGGCUGAACCCUCAAAUCCAUCAACCAAAAGUGCGUACACUAGCUAAGACUUUACUGCUGAAAAAAACAAAUUAUUCCUCUUUUUUUGUGUGUGUUUCUUCGCUGAACAAACGGGGGCAGUAUCUGCCUUCAGACUUCAGUGUCCAAGGAGCCACUUGUUCUGCGACAGUUGCUGAUGAUGAUGAUGAUGAUGAUGAUAAUGUUCUCCUCCUGCUGACGAAUCGAAGAAGAACCCGUGUUUUUGAAAUCUUUCAAUCGCACGCAUGCACCGAAGCGCCGCUCUACUGUCACUUACCACUGCGGAGGUUGUUUUUCGGGUCUGUUGCAGCCGUACGUCGCGCGACACGUCAGCACAGGCGCUAGCUGCUGUGUGCUUACAGAACUGUGAGCGAAACACCAUCGACCUUAAAGUUACAGGCACCAGUACGGACCAGGAACUGACACAUGGGUCACUUUAUGGCAAUUGAAUCUAUCUUUUAGAAUGUGUUUGCCUCUUCAUCUCACUCACAAACAGGAAAUGGAAACUCCAGUUUGCCUCAUCCUAAACGGCUCACUCGCUCCCGCACCAAAGUCCAUAGAGAAAAUUGGUGAUUUUACAUCACAACACACUGGAGUUGUUGCUCCACCGUCGCCUCCACUAGUCCGUUCAAAUCGGUCAUUUUGUAACUCGAGCGUUUGAAAUCCCCCGUUCAGGUUUACGUCAGCGACACACACUGGCCACACGGGGCAGCAGCGGGGCAGCAGCUCCUGUGUCCCUGCGAGCUAAAAACGAUGAUUUUCUCUAUGGAGUUUGGCACUGGAAAGUGCGUCGUUUACAAACAAUAGUCACUGAGGACAAAAAAAACAACAUUUUUAAGAUAUCGUGCACUUAAGACUGUACCUCAUACAAAUACACUUCAAAAAAACAGAUCUAUCCCUUUAAGUACACACGAGGAAUGUUAUAUUUUGUAUUAUCUACUUUAUUUGCUGUAGUGUUUGGAGACCGAUACUGUCGACAAUAACUGUUACUUAAUCCAAGAUGCUGUAACACUGAGUACAAUGAAUGCUGAGUCACCUUAUCAUACCGAGUCAUUGCUGUGGGUUUACAUCAGUGACAGUUCAUUGCUGUACAUUAAUGUAUUGAAUUCUAUUUUUGUUUCCUUCCUGACUUGAUUUGCUUGACUCUUAAGAAACAAUAAACGGUCAUUUUAAAAGAAA
Messenger RNA from Solea senegalensis (Senegalese sole), 3068 nucleotides. RefSeq names its product family with sequence similarity 234 member A (gene fam234a). NCBI's taxonomy places the organism in Eukaryota, Metazoa, Chordata, Actinopteri, Pleuronectiformes, Soleidae. The record is from RefSeq and is a predicted model, not a curated record. The coding region runs from base 196 to 1830 and encodes 544 amino acids. The transcript is spliced from 12 exons.